AUGUACGACGACUCCUGGUACAGCUUCGUGCCGGACGUGGCCAAGAAGGCCGCAUCGGCUGCGCAGGGCUCCGGUCAUCGCCGGAAGGAGUCCCUGCUGCAGCAGCCCAACGGCGUCGCGCAGGCCUCGGAUACGCCUGAAGUUCUCGACGGUAUUUUCGAGGACAUCGAAGAUACGAAUACGCCCCCCGAAGCUACCGUCCUGCGGCGCGCUAAGUCCUACUCCGACUUCUACCACGUCGUUCGAGCUCAAUUGGCCAAAGAUGACCAGAAGAAGAGGAGGAGACGGAGGAAGGACAAGACCUGGGACGCGCUGGAUGUUGCAGCGCAGGUCCACGAGUCCAGUCUGGCGCGACGUCCAGUGCUGGACCAGUACGAUGAGGAGCUUCUCGAAGCUAGCCAGCAGGAGUAUCUGCUCUACAAGGACCAGCUCACACUCACGGAACGGCAUCUCGACGCGCUCAUCGACGACACUAAUGCGGCAUUGAAACUCCUGACGACGCUUUCCGAAUCCUUCGAGUCCGUGGAGGCACAGACGUCAUCCUUCCAGUCGCAGUGCGAAGACUUGCUGUCCGAACAGCACCGCCUCGAGAAGCUCGCAGACGAGGUCGGCACCGAUAUCCACUUCUACCUAUACCUCGACAACGUCACAAGACGCCUGAAUGCCCCUGGUGCUGGGCGAUUGGUCGAUGACGGGUCGUUCGGUGAGGUUCUGAAGAACCUGGAUUCCUGCAUCAAUUUCAUGUCUUCCCACCCCACCUACCGUGACGCCGAAUCCUAUCUCGCGCGCUACGAGUCACUGCUCACCAAAGCGCUCCAUCUCCUCGAGGUCGGGUUCACGUCGCGCCUGGACGGCAUCUCUUCCGAGAUUUCGGGCCAGAUCGCGGCAACAAAGUCGGAAGCUACCCGGCACGCCCUCGCUUACGGCCGUUUUGAGGAGAUGAUUCUCGACUCUUACUCAUUGAUCCCCAACAUUCACAAGGUGGUCAGUAGCGUGUAUGACGAAUACGGUCUCCCCAUCGCCAGCGUCGCAAAAGACAUCUACUCCAACACCGUCAGCAACCUCUUCCAGUCCUAUCUGGCAGUGCGAGACCGCGACCUGAAGCCAGUAGUGCAGCAUGACUUGGACGAGUUCAAGAAAGAGAUCAAGGAUCUGUCCGUCGAGACGGCCUCGAGGAACUACAUCAAGCAGACCUUCGAACGCGCCUUUAACGAGUCCAACCUGUUCUCCAAGAUCUUCGGUCUAGACCUCCAAUGGAGCUCCGAACCCGAGUCGGCAUACGCGGUCCUCAAGUCCAACAACAGGUCGCUUGUGAACCCGGCUAACCUCGUACAUCUUGCCACCAACCUGCAAUCGUCGCUGCAGACCGCAGACCUCGACACGAUUUGCAGCGUCGUCGGCUGGCUAACCAACGAGUACCUGGUUCUCGACUACGAAGAGGAGGAAUCGCCCUUCGCACGUCAAUGCAGAGAGCUGAGCGCCAGGCUGUUGACAGAGCACUUGUGGGUCUUCACGGACAACUCAUUCGAGGCGGAAAUCACCAAGACGGUCACGAAGGCCGCGGUGAAGGACGAUGCUCUCACCAUCGGGCCCGUGGUCGACGGUGUCUCCUCAUCCAACGCCUAUCCUCCGGUGAAGCAGGCUUUGAAACUGCUGUCCAUGUAUGACCAGGCCAUGCCAAAAGAGCGCAGUCAAAAGAACAGCCAGGUCGUGUUCAAAAUCGUCCGCGAGACAAUCCAGAUUCUCCAGCGCGCCGAGGCCCGCAUCAAGUCCAUCAAAGCCGGCACGGACGCCGAUCUCUUCAUGGUGAAGAACCUCCUAAUUAUCAAGAACGAGCUCGUCUCCCUCGAGAUCGGCGACAUCCGCAGCGACGCCGCCGCCAUGCAGCACUUCGGCCACAUCUGGGACCACCUCAGCCCCCAGAACUGGGUCGGCUUCGUCAGCAACAUCAUCAGCGUCGGAUCGCUCUGGUCACGCGGCGGCGGCGGCGGCACGUCACAGCCGUCCGUCACGGCCAAGACGCUGACGGUCGAGGACAUGAGCGAGCAGCUGGACGAGCUGCUGAGGCAGUCCAUCGUCGCCUUCACGCAGCGCUGGGGCAAGCUGAUGAACGACGCCAAGGACCGGAAGCCGGGCGUCAAGCCGAUCGGCAAGGUCGAGAAGGAGCUUGAGGAAGUGCUGCAGCGUGCCUUUAGUAACCAGCCCGAAGUCAUCGGCAAGCUUCAGGAGGCUAUCCAGAUCAACGCCCAGGCGCAGGAGGCGGCGAACGGCGAGAAGAAGGGUAUUAGGCGGUAUUAG
Molecule: messenger RNA, 2298 nt
Organism: Colletotrichum karsti
Lineage: Eukaryota; Fungi; Ascomycota; Sordariomycetes; Glomerellales; Glomerellaceae
Product: Sec34-like family protein
Exons: 4
Coding region: 1-2298 (765 amino acids)
Biological process (GO): intra-Golgi vesicle-mediated transport; autophagy; Golgi organization
Cellular component (GO): membrane; cis-Golgi network; COG complex
Source: RefSeq, a predicted model, not a curated record